GGAGGAGGAGGAGGAGGGAGGCGAACCCUGCAGCAGCUGCCUGCAGCCCCUUUCUUCUGCCUCCUUUUGCAGCCCUCUUUCUCCCCAAGCCGCCCCCCCCCCCCAAGCGCCGGUGCCCUUCCUGGAGGCGAGGGGGGUGGGGGGUGGACUAUGUCUUCACUGGCACAGCCCGCUUCCAUUUGGGUGUUGCAGGAAAAGUCCCGUUUUUCCUCCCUCCCCUCCCAGCUGCGAGGAACCGUGGAUCCAACGGAAAUCCUUGCUUUCCCAUGCCGGAUACACCACUCGCAAACGCACUCUCUAGCUGCUGGCGGGUGGAAGAGGGGAUCCGAUGGUUGCAGUAGCAGCGGGAGGGGAGGGAGAAGAAGAACCCUUCGAUGUGGGGAGGAGGAAGAGGAGGAGGAGGAGGAAGACCAGCUUUUGCAUCCUGCGAACCAAGACGGAACCUGGUGACUCCCGGAUCCAGCGGCACUUUUUGACUGCAGAGAGAAGGAUGGUCGGUUGGCAAAGAAGGGGGACAGCUGGAAGGCCAGGAACGGAGGACAGAAAUCCUGCGACGACGCAUUCCUAAGGAAGCCUAAGGAAGCCUGCCUGCCUGCCAUCGCAUUGGAGCAAAGCCCACCAGUCCAGCCUUCUUCAGGAGCCUCUCUUCAGCCCCAGCCAUUUGCUCAUCCUUUGCUCUUGAGUAAGCAGUAUGCUUUAGUUCUUGGAUGCGUCUCUAGUGAAGUGCUGGGUCUUCCUGCCCCACCACAGCCAUGCCGCCACGACCCUCCUCCGGGGAGCUGUGGGGGCUCCACCUCAUGCCCCCACGGAUCAUGGUGGACUGUUGCCUCCCCAAUGGCAUGAUUGUCACUCUGGAAUGUCUGCGGGAAGCUACUCUUCUGGGCAUCAAACACGACCUUUUCAAGGAGGCCAGGAAAUACCCCCUUUUCCACCUCCUGCAGGAUGAAUCCUCCUACAUCUUUGUGGGGGUGACUCAGGAAGCGGAGAGGGAAGAAUUCUACGAUGAGUCACGGCGUCUGUGUGAUCUGCGCCUCUUCCAGCCUAUCCUUAAGGUCAUCGAGCCUGUGGGUAACCGAGAGGAGAAGAUCUUGAACCGAGAGAUUGGGUUUGCCAUUGGGAUGCCCAUCUGCGAAUUCGAACUUGUCAAGGACCCUGAGGUGCAAGAAUUCCGGAGAAAUAUUCUCUCCGUUUGCCGUGAGGCUGUGGAGACACGAGGGGCAGUUGGGCCCCAAAGUCAGGCUUUAUACGUCUAUCCCCCCAACGUGGAGUCCAGUCCGGAGCUGCCCAAACACGUCUACAGCAAACUGGACAAAGGUCGGAUCAUAGUGACCAUUUGGGUUAUUGUGUCUCCAAACAACGACAAACAGAAAUAUACCCUCAAGACUCCGCAUGAUGCGCUGCCGGAACAGGUGAUUGCCGAGGCCAUCCGAAAGAAGACCCGCAGCAUGCACCUGUCCCCGGAGCAGCUGCGCCUGUGUGUGCAGGAGUACCAGGGGAAGUACCUCCUGAAGGUGUGCGGCUGCGACGAGUAUUUACUUGAGAAAUAUCCGCUCAGCCAGUACAAGUACAUGAGGAACUGCAUUGCCAUUGGCCGCCUUCCCCACCUGAUGCUGAUGAGCAAGGAGAGCCUCUACGGCCAGCUGCCGGCCAACGUGUUUGUGCUGCCCUCCUACGCGCGCCGCUCCGCCCCUUCCUCGCACGUCAAUGGAGACGUCCCCUCCAAGUCACUGUGGUCCAUCAACAGCCUUCUGCGAAUCAAGAUCCUUUGCGCCACCUACGUCAAUGUCAACAUCCGCGAUAUCGAUAAGAUCUAUGUCCGGACGGGAAUCUUCCACGGUGGAGAGCCCCUUUGUGACAACGUGAACACCCAGCGCGUCCCCUGCUCAAACCCUCGGUGGAACGAGUGGCUGUCGUACGACAUCUAUCUCACUGACUUACCUCGAGCCGCCCGUCUCUGUGUUUCAAUAUGCUCAGUGAAAGGCCGGAAGGGGGCCAAGGAGGAGCACUGCCCCCUCGCCUGGGGCAACGUCAACCUCUUCGAUUACAAAGACACCCUGGUGGCUGGGAAGAUGGCGCUGAACCUGUGGCCCGUGCCCCACGGCCUGGAGGACCUGCUCAAUCCCAUCGGAGUGGGGGGCUCCAACCCUAAUAAGGAGACCCCUUGCCUGGAGCUGGAAUUCACCUGGUACAGCCACACUGUCAAAUUUGCUGACUCUGCUGAAAUAGAGGAGCACGCCAACUGGGCCAUGUCUCGGGAGCUGGGGCUCAACUACUGCAUGGUGGGAUUGAGUAACCGUUUGGCCCGGGACAGCUCUCUCGAUGAAAGCGAACUGGAGCAGCUCCGCAGUAUUUGCAACAGGGACCCCCUUUCGGAGAUCACUGAACAAGAGAAGGAUUUCCUGUGGAGGCACAGACACUACUGUGUAAACAUCCCAGAGACCCUCCCUAAACUACUGCUGUCUGUCAAGUGGAAUUCACGGGAUGAGGUGGCUCAGAUGUACUGCCUCCUCCGAGAGUGGCCACUCAUCAAGCCUGAGCUCUCCAUGGAACUCCUGGACUGCAACUUUCCUGACCCGGUCGUGAGAGAAUUUGCCCUGAAAUGCCUCGUGAAGGGCCUGACGGACGACAAGCUCUCUCAGUAUCUCAUCCAACUCGUUCAGGUUCUCAAGUACGAGCAGUAUUUGGACAACCCCCUGGCCCGAUUUCUGACCAUGAAGGCCCUGACAAACCAACGGAUCGGGCACUUCUAUUUCUGGCAUCUCAAGUCCGAGAUGCACAGCAAGCCCGUUUCUCAGCGCUUUGGGCUGAUGCUGGAGGCCUUUUGCCGUGGCUGCGGGAUGUACCUGAAGCACCUGAACCGGCAGGUGGAGGCCAUGGAGAAACUUAUAAACCUGACUGACAUCCUGAAGCAAGAGAAGAAGGAUGAGACGCAAAAGAUGCAGAUGAAGUUUCUGGUGGAGCAAAUGAGGAGACCGGAUUAUAUGGAGGCGCUUCAGGGCUUUAUCUGUCCCCUCAAUCCUGUGCACCAGCUAGGCAAUCUCCGGCUGGAUGAGUGCCGAAUCAUGUCCUCUGCCAAGCGGCCCUUGUGGUUGAACUGGGAGAACCCCGACAUCAUGUCUGAGCUGCUCUUCACAAACCACGAGAUCAUUUUCAAGAAUGGAGACGACCUCCGGCAAGAUAUGCUGACGCUGCAGAUCAUCCGGAUCAUGGAGAGCAUGUGGCAGAACCAGGGGCUGGACUUGCGGAUGCUGCCCUACGGGUGCCUGUCUAUCGGAGACUGCGUGGGCCUCAUCGAGGUGGUGAAGAGUUCCCACACCAUCAUGCAGAUCCAGUGCAAGGGAGGCCUGAAGGGAGCACUGCAGUUCAACAGCAACACUCUGCAUCACUGGCUGAAGGACAAGAACAAGGGCGAGGGUUACGAUGCAGCCAUUGACCUCUUCACCCGCUCCUGUGCCGGCUACUGUGUGGCCACCUUUAUUCUGGGCAUCGGGGACCGACACAACAGCAACAUCAUGGUCAAGGAUGAUGGACAGCUCUUCCACAUAGAUUUUGGGCACUUCCUGGACCACAAGAAGAAGAAGUUUGGCUACAAGCGGGAACGAGUCCCCUUUGUCCUCACCCAGGACUUCCUCAUCGUCAUCAGCAAAGGGGUGCAGGAGUGUACAAAGACCAAAGAGUUCGAGAGGUUCCAGGAGAUGUGCUACAAGGCUUACCUGACCAUCCGCCAACAUGCCAAUCUUCUGAUCAACCUUUUCUCCAUGAUGCUGGGCUCCGGAAUGCCGGAGCUCCAGUCUUUCGACGACGUGGCCUACCUGCGCAAGACCCUGGCACUGGACAAGUCUGAGCAGGAGGCCCUGGAGUACUUCACGAAGCAGAUGAACGAGGCCCACCACGGUGGGUGGACCACCAAAAUGGACUGGAUCUUCCACACCAUCCGCCACAUGCCCUUGAGCGAGGCAAGCCACGAUUGACAAGCACAGCCAGGGGAGGGAAUGUGCAGGUGCUCGGAGAGGCCAGGGGCCAGGACUGUCCACUCCCUGCCUCGGAUUCCUUAGGGGCCCUGAUCCCUCGUUCUCUUUUGGGACCAGCAGAGUGAUUUCAGGGAGCCUACUUUGCCUAAGGAAGGGGAACAGAGAGGCCCAGAGGUGAAGUUGGGUCAAGAAGGCGGCAGAGGAGAAAGCGGAAGCCAGGCAGCCAGGCUCCCCAGGUGCCUCUUAGAGACAGGUGAGAGAGCGGUGGUCAAAGACUCUCUCCCCUUCCCAUUUUUUUCUCCCACAGAAUCUGAAUUAUCUCUUUUUUCGUUUCUGGGUUAAAUAAGAGCGCCCUCCUCCCCCCACCCCCUGGGCAGCGUUAUACUUGAAACCCCCCCCCCCCCAUCUUUCCUCCUGCCGCCCCUUGUAAUUCUGUGGGAAGAUAGGGAGAAUGGACUGCUGAUGCUGGUGGGGCGAAGUCUGGGGACCCCCUUUUCCCCCGUCAGAGUGGACAACAAGGGAAAGAAACAAUACUUGAAAAUGUCCAGGAUUGGAAGGGGAAAAAAUAAUAAUUUUCUUCUUUUUUUUUUCAAAUAAAGAUUUAAAAAGAAAGA
Sphaerodactylus townsendi is the source of this 4585-nucleotide messenger RNA. Its product is annotated as phosphatidylinositol 4,5-bisphosphate 3-kinase catalytic subunit alpha isoform-like. Gene Ontology annotation, biological process: cell migration; phosphatidylinositol-mediated signaling; phosphatidylinositol 3-kinase/protein kinase B signal transduction. The record is from RefSeq and is a predicted model, not a curated record. The transcript is spliced from 23 exons. Bases 753 to 3971 code for a protein of 1072 amino acids. Gene Ontology annotation, molecular function: 1-phosphatidylinositol-3-kinase activity; 1-phosphatidylinositol-4-phosphate 3-kinase activity. NCBI's taxonomy places the organism in Eukaryota, Metazoa, Chordata, Lepidosauria, Squamata, Sphaerodactylidae. Gene Ontology annotation, cellular component: phosphatidylinositol 3-kinase complex, class IB; phosphatidylinositol 3-kinase complex, class IA; plasma membrane.